Molecule: messenger RNA, 579 nt
Organism: Platichthys flesus (European flounder)
Lineage: Eukaryota; Metazoa; Chordata; Actinopteri; Pleuronectiformes; Pleuronectidae
Exons: 11
Source: RefSeq, a predicted model, not a curated record
GAAUCUAUGACGCCCACAACAUCUACCACACCUGCCAGUUCAUCACCAAUAAAUACUUCAUCCAUGCAGACGUCAGUUGAAUCCACAACAAGUGAAAGUGAAUCCAUGACGCCCACAACAUCUACCACACCAACCAGUUCCAUACCAGCACAGACGUCAGCUGAAUCAACAACAAGUGAAUCCAUGAUGCCCACAACAUCUACCACAGAAUCAACAACAAGCGAAUCCAUGACGCCCACAACAUCUACCACACCAACCCUGCAAAGUGCUUCCCCAUCAACUACCAUAAAUACUUCAUCCAUGCAGACCAUAAAUACUUCAUCCAUGCAGACGUCAGCUGAAUCAACAACAAGUGAAUCUAUGACACCCUCACCAGCAUCAACUACCCAGAAUACUGAAACUACAAAGAGUACCACAACAAGUGAAUCCAUGAUGCCCACAACAUCUACCACACCAACCAGUACUUCGGCUGAGUCAACAACAAGUGAAUCUAUGAUGCCCACAACGUCUACCACACUUACCAGUUCAAUUCCAACCCAGAAUACUGAAACUACCAAGAGUACCCUGCAAAGUGCUUCU